Messenger RNA from Capsicum annuum, 1063 nucleotides. RefSeq names its product auxin-responsive protein SAUR68. Lineage: Eukaryota; Viridiplantae; Streptophyta; Magnoliopsida; Solanales; Solanaceae. Gene Ontology annotation, biological process: response to auxin. The transcript has a single exon. Bases 496 to 942 code for a protein of 148 amino acids. The record is from RefSeq and is a predicted model, not a curated record.
GGUCUUCCUGCUUAUCUCAAAUUGGCAAUUUUAGCUACCAUUAAAAUUAGCCUUAAACUUUGUAUAAACUAUUUCCACUAGACACUUUGGUCAAUCUACAGCCUAAAGGUCAUCUAUCUACAUGACAAAGAAGAGAGCGCAGAACAUGGUUUUGCGUCCUACCAGAAAUUGUUCAUUUAAUGGUCUCAAAUUAUUGGCAUUGGUGAAAAAUACCUAGUUUGAGCUGAUAACAUAACUAGUAGGCCUACUUGGUUGUUGAUCAAAGGGAAGAAAUAAAAAAACUCAUCCACAAAUUUAAGGCCCCAUAUCAACACGACCAACAGGCAUCAGCACCUGGCUUUGCCUAACUAACUUAUCAGUAACCUCUAAUUGUAUAAAUAAUCCCUCUUUCAUGAGCCUUUUCAUCAUCAAGCACACACAUUAUCUGUUAAGCCAUCAAAGUUCUCUAAAUUUGUUAUUUACUUUCUUGUUUCCAGUUUCACAUAAAAAGAAAAAAUGGCAAUGAUCAGUACCAAGAAACUUAUCAAAAUGGCUAGGAAAUGGCAGAAGCUUGCAGCCAAGCAGAGGAAGAGGAUCUCACUUACAAGAAAUGGUAGUGAUGCUGACGGUUGCAGUAUGUCCUCACCCUCUAUAGGCGGAAAAGGUCAUUUUGUAGUAUACACAAUUGAUCAAAUGCGCUUCGUGAUUCCCUUGGAUUAUCUUGAAAAUGAGGUCAUCAGGCAACUUUUAAUCAUAUCCGAAGAAGAGUUUGGCCUGUCAAGUGCUGGACCCAUUACAUUACCAUGCGAUUCAUCCUUCAUGGACUAUAUUAUUUCACUUAUCAAGAAUGGUGUAGCUGCAGGAGAUCUUCACAAGGCGUUGCUCCUCUCAAUUCCUUCAUGUUGCUGUUCAACUUCUUCUUUGCAGCAAGAAAGUCAAAACCAGCAACUUCUUGUUUAUUGAGUCAUGCUACCAUGUUUUGUAAAUGAUAGCUCAAACUAUAUUGUAUAUUAGGUGAAAAAUAGGCAAAUGAAAGCUUGUAGUAUUACAGAAUAAACCAGAUCUAUAGACCUCAUUUUUUCGA